AUGAUGUCAGAGGUACCUGAAAAAGUUAUGGAUAAGGCUCGUUUUAUUUCUGAAUUCGAUGCGAAACCAUGGGAUCCAGCGAAAAGAGAGAAACGUUCCAUUUAUGAGAAAGAAAUCACUGACGUACAAGACAUUACUAGCGACUUAUCGGAAGGAUUCGAUUUGGAGAGAGAUGAUGGAUUACUGGCAACUAUCUUAGUCGUGUUUCAAUUGCGAAUUACGGGAUAUCGACACUUAUCGAUUCCAUUCGAAACUGCUCCACGUUGGGCUCGGUGUAAAGGAAGUAGAUUUGUGGGAACUAUAGAUGGAGUCAAACACUAUUUCAGAUGCAUUGAGGGCAUGACUGGCACUGUUUUGUUUAGUAAUAUCCCGAAGAGUUAUUUCAAAAUAACCAAUUACAUUUUGGAUUUAGUGCGAGCAAGUUUGUGUUUUCUGGAGUUAGAUUUGAAUGUGAUCGAUGAUAUGAAAGGAUUCAUAACUGAACCAUGCAUGAAAUCAGUUUCCGUAAUAGAAAUUCUUUCUGAAACUGUUACUGCUGAGAAGCUGUCCAUCUUAUUCAAUAACAUAGAGAAUGCGGUUAAAACCGUUCAUAUUCACUCGAAAGUUGAAGGACAAGUGUCUACAACUCCGGUGUUUCAACUACAAAUUUUGACGGGAGGUCGACACUUGUCGAUUCCAUUCGAAACUGCUCCACGUCCGGCUCGAUGUAUGGGAAGAAGAUUCCCAGGGGCUAUAGAUGGAGUCAAACACUAUUUCAGAUGCAUUGAGUUCCUAGAAGGAAGUAUUCUAUACAGUGAUAUCCCACACAGUGGGUUCAAAAUAACCAAUUACAUGUUGGAUUUAGUGCGAGCAAGUUUGUCUUUUCUGGAGUUGGAUUUGAAUGUGAUCAAUGAUUUGAAAGGAUUCAUAACCGAACCAUGCAUGAAAUCAGUUUCCGGAAUUGAAAUUGUUUCUGAAACUGUUACUUCUGAAAAACUGUCCGUCUUCUUCAAUAAUAUAGAGAAUCCGGUUAAAAACAUUCAUAUUCACUCUAAAGUUGAAGGACGAGUGUCUACAAGUUUGAAUAUCUUUCAAUCAGAUUACUUAGUUUUUUACGAGAGUAGUUGGAUUACAAGAGAACAUUUACUUGGAUUCAAUGGAAAAAUUUUGUGCAUCAUUAAUCCUACUUUUAAUAUUGAACUUAUUAUUGAAUUCAUAAGACAAUGGAAAAACGGAAAUAAUACGCAAUUCGUAGCACUCAAAAUGUCAGAAGUACCUCAAGAAGUGAUGAAUAUAGACCGAUUUAUUUUCGAAUUCGAUGCGAAACCAUGGGAUCCGACAAAAAGAGAAAAAUGCUAUAUUUAUGAGAAAGAAAUCACUGAUAAACAAAACAUUGUUGCCGACUUGUCGGAUGGAUUUGAUUUCGAGAGAGAUGAUGGAUUACUGGCAACUAUUAGAAUCAGACCAUCUGGCCGAUUUCAAUUUUUUGUUUGGCACAAACGAUUCACUGCUACAAAAUAG
Caenorhabditis remanei is the source of this 1500-nucleotide messenger RNA. RefSeq lists its product as uncharacterized. Lineage: Eukaryota; Metazoa; Nematoda; Chromadorea; Rhabditida; Rhabditidae. Gene Ontology annotation, biological process: embryo development. The coding region runs from base 1 to 1500 and encodes 499 amino acids. The record is from RefSeq and is a predicted model, not a curated record. The transcript has 7 exons.